Aspergillus nidulans FGSC A4 is the source of this 1062-nucleotide messenger RNA. RefSeq lists its product as uncharacterized. The transcript is spliced from 3 exons. NCBI's taxonomy places the organism in Eukaryota, Fungi, Ascomycota, Eurotiomycetes, Eurotiales, Aspergillaceae. The record is from RefSeq and is a predicted model, not a curated record. Bases 1 to 1062 code for a protein of 353 amino acids.
AUGUCAUUCCUGCCCCCGAGCAAGCGCAUCAAACUCGACAAGCCUUACCUCAACGGGGAAGACUACAUUAAGCAAAAACCCUACACCGAGCGCAAAGAAGUCCCCUUGCUAGAUUCGAUCGAUCCCGCCCUUCUCAUUAAGAGCCCCAGUACCGGUGUCGGUGGCCUUGCUCCUCCUUACACCGACUCUAGCCGCGCCAUUGAAGCCUGGGAUCUUCACUUGGACUCCAGCGAUAUUGGUGACACUGGAGACACCACUGACAACUACUCUGAUACUGGCUCCGAUGAUGGCUCCAUUGAUCUCGCUGCAUUAAAUAUCGACAACUCCCGUAAUACCGCCAGCCCCAGCUCCAGCACCUGCUCCAGCAUCAGCACCAUCUUCAACCCUCUCUCACCCGGUAAUCUGAAGGUAAACUUCUAUGACGAGGAGACCAUUCCUGAGAGGCUUUGGCUUGCCAUAUUCAUUCAGAAUACAGAGGGCGUUGAAGAACUAAUUGAAGAAGGAGCAACUGCAAUGACAAAUACCGGAUUCGGUGGCUAUGCCAUCGACAUGGCAGUCAGGCUGGAGGAUGCGGAUAUCAUGAUGAAAGUUCUGUUGGAUAUCGGCAUGCGUGACUAUCUAGCUGCGGACGAGACUGCGAAGAUCAUCGUAUUCGGGCACACCUGCAAGCACGGGACCCCGGAGAUGCUGGAAACUCUGAGCGAUUGGGGCCCCUGGUUCAGCUGGAAAGCGUAUUGGUACUGGUGUCUGCGUCUGUCCGAUCAGACCAAGAAAGGUGCGAACGGGAAUAAGGUCUGGGAGCUCAAGGAGGCGUACAUGGAGCGCGAGAAGAAUAAAAAGCCCCUCAUGUACAGAAACGACGUGCUUGAUACCUGGGACGAAGCCCAGGAGCUGCCACCAAUACCCCAGGUUAUGCGCCUCCAUUGCAACGCCAACCCCGACCAUAACAUCGGUGACCUCUACCAUAUCGAGCUCUUGGACCCGGUGAAGUGCAUCAAUCCGGCGAGCCACGCUCCUGUUGAGAGCAAUCGUCGCCGUACGGGACCUUGGGACAUCUUUUAG